This is a messenger RNA of Acanthosepion pharaonis, 648 nucleotides long. The record is from the annotation of a GenBank genome assembly. Lineage: Eukaryota; Metazoa; Mollusca; Cephalopoda; Sepiida; Sepiidae.
AUGUCGUCUUAUUCUUUUACGUCUUCUUCUUACAAGUUUUCUUUUCUAUUCCAGAUUUCUUCUUCUUCUUCUUUCAAAUUUUCUUCUUUUUCUUUCAAGUCUUUUUUAUCAUCGUUGUCUUCUUCUUCUUCUUCAAAGUUUUCCUCUUCUUUUUCUUUCUACUCAUCGAUGUCACCUUAUCCUUGUCCUUCUUUCUUUAAAGUUUUCUUCAGUUUUUUUUUAAUCUUAUUAUUAUUAUUCUUUUUCUUCUUCUUCUUUUUCUUCUUCUUCUUUUUCUUCUUCUUCUUUUUCUUCUUCAUUAAAGUUACCUCAUCUUUUUUCUUUUUUCCGAUUUCAGCUUUUCAUCGUAUUCUCUCAAGUUUUUUCUUUUUUUUUCAUUUUAUCUUUUUCAGUCUCACUGUUACUCCCCGUCUCUCUCUCUCUUUCUCUCUCUUUUGCUUUCUGAAUAUCUCUUUUCUGUUCAUCGGUGGCUAUUCUCUCCCGCCUGAUAUUUACAUCACCGCUUUCUUCUUCCCCAUCCGCCUAUUUCCAAACACUCACAAGACUUCUGGCUUGGUACCAUCAGGAUGGCACCGCCUGCAGCAGUGUCUGAUGACUUUCAGAAAAUCUUCCAACAAAUUUUCACCCCAACCAUGCGACACUACGUGA